Messenger RNA from Apis dorsata (giant honeybee), 1132 nucleotides. RefSeq lists its product as uncharacterized. NCBI's taxonomy places the organism in Eukaryota, Metazoa, Arthropoda, Insecta, Hymenoptera, Apidae. The record is from RefSeq and is a predicted model, not a curated record. The transcript has 3 exons. The coding region runs from base 386 to 1021 and encodes 211 amino acids.
AGGAGUCUUCGUAUAGCGAACUCAUAAAAACACUCGAAAGAAAUGUGAGUAAGCAAUUUGACCCUUUCAUGCUCGAAAUAUAUUCGCAUUAAUUAUCAUCAAUUUUAUUUAAAUUAUUGAUAUAAAAAUAUUGAUUUCUGAGAUAUGUUUUUCAAUUGCUUAGCAUGAAAGAGUUAAAAAAUUAACAACCAUGAUUGAUAGUUAUUAAAAAAUAAAAAAAAAUUAAAAAAAAUGGAAAAGUGCAUUACUUGAAGAAUUAAUUUAAAAAGAUGUAAAUAAAUGAGCAACACAACACAACGCAUUGUCAACAUUUAUUUAGGUAGCGAUCUUACGAAUAGAAAAUCACUAUAAUUUAAAAAUCAAUUACGAAUUGGAUAUUAAACUCAUGUGGUUUCAUAAUAUAUCACGUAGUCUCACAGAUAAACUUAAUUCUUUAUGGAAAUUAGCUGAAGCAUAUCAACCAACAGAAAAUGAAAUAAAACAAUUUGCUGAUCAAAUUUCAAAUUCGUGGACUUGUGUAAAUCGUCAGAUUUAUGAAAAAUAUUCUAAGAUUCGAAUGGCUAGUCGAACAUUACAUGGAGUACCAUUAUCAUUACUUCUGGAUAAGAUAAAAAAAGAAAUUUUUCUAUUGAAACAAAUUUGUGAAUCUGCUUAUGAUCAUGAAUACAUAUUAAAAGGGUACAAGUUAAUUAACGAAAGCGAAGAACUUAUAAACAUUUUAAAAAAGUGUGACAGCAAGUUACAGCAAUACUUGUCUAUAUCAAAUAUUACUCCACAUUUAAUAAAAUUGGAAUCUGCAAUUGACAAAUAUGUUACCAAUGUUGAAUUAUUACCUACAAAAAAAUCAUUUUUACCUGACUUAAAUAUUUUUUCGUUAGUUGCGAAAUUAUUGACUGGUGAAUUACUCGGUUAUGAAUCUAUAGAUCCUAAUUACGUUCUAAUCGAAAAUAUGCCUAAAAAACCGGUCUUUAUUAUCAAAAAUGUUAAACGUAAAACGAUUUAUCCAUAUUAUCCAACAUAAAAAGCAUUUGUAAUAUGUAUAUAGUUUUAGAUUUAAAAUAUUAAAAAUAUUCAAAAUAAACUAUUGUAUGUCUAGAUGUACAUAAUUCUUAAAUAAGGAUGAAUUUAAUUA